This is a messenger RNA of Didymodactylos carnosus, 493 nucleotides long. The record is from the annotation of a GenBank genome assembly. Lineage: Eukaryota; Metazoa; Rotifera; Eurotatoria; Philodinida; Philodinidae.
CGUGAUUGUUGGCAGAAAAAAAACUAUUAAUGGAGUCAUAUGAUGGUAGUGCCUCCAAGCAUCAAUAUCCAUCAGCAUUAAUUUUUAUCAGCACUACGAUUAAUGGCAAAAAGGUAAAAGCUAUGGUAGACACGGGUGCUACCACAUCGUUAAUAACAAUAUCCACAUUACAAAAAUGUUUUUAUCAACAUCGAAUUAAAAAAAAUCCUGGCGAAAUUACAUUAGGGGAUGGUAAAACAACAUUACAACGAUAUGGAUGGGUUAAUUUAUUAGUAUAUAUUAAUCAAAUCAAAACAAAAAUCCGAGCUAUGGUGGUUGAUGUUUUAACAAGUGACUUUGUACUAGGUAUGGAUUGGUUGAAUUAUUACGACGUUAUUAUUAGACCACGGCAUAAACAAAUACAUGUUCAUUCGCGCCGUCAACAAACUGUGAUUCCAUUUGAUGACGACUUACCUAUUGAUGGUAAAUUAGUUCAGCAAUAUACAAUUUUACC